AUGGAAGAAGAAAUUCCAACUAGCUAUACAAGUAUGGAGAUGGAUGGUAAUACUUGUGAGAAAGAAGUUGAUAAUACAAUCAAUGUAGAAGAAAAAUUAGAAGAGCCAAAAUUGGGAAUGGUGUUUAAUACAGUUGACGACAUAAUGGAGUACUACAUAGAUUCUAACAUGGUCCAAGGCAACAAAAUUGGUAACGAUGAUGAUGCAUUAAGUACGAAAGUUGUUGACAUAGUUGAGAAUCAACAAAGUAUUGCAUUAAAGUCUAAGAGAACCAAAAGACAAAGAGAUGGUGCCCAGAGAGCUAGCCCAGGGAAAAGCAACUUCGAAAAGAGCAAGGUCCAUAGUGCAAUCGGUGAGACCAAGGGAGGCCAAGAGGGUAGUGCCCACAGGGCUAUUGACAACGCCUCUGGGUGUAUGGGCAACGCCUAUGGCACUGAAGCUACUACUAAUGUGGGCUGGAACAGGAGUGAGCCAGGCUAUGGGGUAAGACUCAGACAACACCAAAAGUGGAGGGGCCAAUAG
Messenger RNA from Ilex paraguariensis (yerba mate), 522 nucleotides. The record is from the annotation of a GenBank genome assembly. Lineage: Eukaryota; Viridiplantae; Streptophyta; Magnoliopsida; Aquifoliales; Aquifoliaceae.